Messenger RNA from Beta vulgaris subsp. vulgaris (sugar beet), 618 nucleotides. RefSeq lists its product as uncharacterized. The transcript has a single exon. Bases 1 to 618 code for a protein of 205 amino acids. Lineage: Eukaryota; Viridiplantae; Streptophyta; Magnoliopsida; Caryophyllales; Amaranthaceae. The record is from RefSeq and is a predicted model, not a curated record.
AUGCUCAGUGGCAAGAUACCAGUCGGAACAAGUUCCACGCAAGAUACUUACAUGACUGAUGAAGAAGAUGUUUCUGAUGAUGAUAUGGCGCCGGAAGAUCUGAUGGAAGAUGAACGAUGCCUGGUUAUUCUCCUCUCCAAAGAAGAAAAAAGAAGAAUGAGGAAACCUUGGCGUAAUUCAUUAAUCAUCAAAAUGUUUGAUGGUAAAGUGGGCUACAUGGGACUUAUGCGAAAGUUAAAGAGAAAAUGGAGCAUUAAAGGAGAGCUCGCUCUAACUGAUAUUGGAUGCAGAUAUUACAUAGCAAGAUUCACAAAUAAAGAAGACUACAAUUUUGUUUUAUCGCAGGGACCAUGGAUGAUUGAUGAUUGUUAUUUAACAAUUAGAAAGUGGGUUACAAACUUUAUCCCCGAUGAUUCUCCACUGAAAGUUCUAACAGCUUGGUUAAGAAUUCUGAAUCUCUCGGCUGAAUAUUUUGACACUCAGUUCCUCCAUAAGGUAGGUGCAAAAAUAGGGAAGGUGCUUCGAGUGGAUCGCACAACAGCCCAAGCUGACAGAGGACAAUUCACACGUAUUAGUGUGGAGAUAGACCUUACAAAACCACUCCUCUCCAAGUUUUGA